This is a messenger RNA of Bemisia tabaci, 4236 nucleotides long. RefSeq names its product mutS protein homolog 4. NCBI's taxonomy places the organism in Eukaryota, Metazoa, Arthropoda, Insecta, Hemiptera, Aleyrodidae. The record is from RefSeq and is a predicted model, not a curated record. Gene Ontology annotation, molecular function: ATP-dependent DNA damage sensor activity; mismatched DNA binding; ATP binding. Gene Ontology annotation, cellular component: nucleus. Gene Ontology annotation, biological process: mismatch repair; reciprocal meiotic recombination.
GUACUGAUCACGCGGAAAUUCUCGCGAAUGUCAAGACUGUGAUCUUCAUUUCCAGAGCAUUGUUGUUACUCAAACAAUUUUAUUUAGCUUCGAUUAUUUUUGGAACUGAUUUCUGAGUAAUUUUAGGUGGAAAAUGAAUCAGGUGAAUAAUAACAAGAAUAAUUCAAAACAAGAAGAUCGAAAGCUGAUGCAUCCUGUGGUGAAUCCGGUGUUCGCAAAACCAACAGAAUUCCUAAAGCAUUUUGCUGCUUCUAAGAAACCAAGUUUAUCACUCUCAUCAUACCAGCCGAUUCCACCCAAUAUUAAGUAUGAAUCUCCAAUGGUUAAUCGAACUGGUGUACAAUCAGCAAUUUCAACAGAAACAAGGUCAAGUGAAUCAUCAAAAGGAGUAAACUUUCAGCGCAGCAUCAGCUCGAAUAGUCCCUCUUCAUCGUCUCAGUCGUAUAGACCAGAAUAUCAGUCUUUGACGACCGCGACAAAGCCUACAUCAUCUUCUUCAAGAACACCAAUUUCCUCUCGGAGUACUAGAAACGUGAACAGUUGGACUUGUUCCUCACAAUCAUCUCAAAAGCGAGGAACAGAGAGAACCACAAGUGUAUCAAAAAGAUCGUCUAGCUCAGCAACAACUUCUACUUCGAAUCAAUCUCGUGUUAUUAUCGCUAUCACAGAAGGAAGAGGAAAUGCUUGUGGUGAGGUUGGUCUUGCUGCUAUGGAUGUACAUCGUCCAUGUUUGAUCUUGUGCCAGCUCAGUGACACUCAUAAUUAUACCAACACGAUAGCAAAACUAAAUGUUCUCAACCCUGCCAUUCUCCUUUUCCCCAACACAAUUGUUGAAAAUCAAAAGAACUCAAAACUUCUCCAACGGAUCCAGAAGAAGUUGCCAGGGGUGGAUCAAAAAUCGGUGCACAGGAGAUUUUACAAUGACCAGGAGGGCAUGAACUCAGUAAAAUCAUUACAUUUGCCUGAAUGUUCAUCGAUUGAACUCCUUGUAGUGCGAAAGUACUUCACACUUGCGGCAGCAGCUGCUUUGGUUAAGUACGUUGAGUAUGUAGAGAAUGUAACACUCGCCUCCCAAUCAGUGCCAAUGGAAUAUCAAGCAGCUGGCGAAAAAAUGAUGAUUGACUUUGACACCAUGGACAACUUGGAACUCCUUCUCUCUCAAUCGAACAAAUGUGAGGCUCGAAGCUUGUUCGGAAUAUUGAAUCACUGCUACACUUUUGGCGGAAAGAGGCGAUUGCGAUCCGCGAUUUUGCAGCCAUCCUUCAUAGAAGAAGAUUUAAAUCAUCGGCUUGAUUGUGUUACAGAGUUGAUAAAUAACAUAGAAUUACGUAAGAGCAUUCAGGGCACUCUGGCAAAAAUCCCUGAUAUUGAUGCCCUUCUGAAAAUUUGCUUUGUUCCUGCUAACCGAAAAAUUGAUGACAGUUCUGUAGUUAUGAUCAAUUACGUGAUCUUGCUAAAAACAGUUCUUGAUGUUAUUCCAAGUUUGUACCAAAUCCUACAAACAACUGAGACCAAAUAUUUUGAGAAAAUGAUAAAAACUUUGACCGAUCCACGCUUCAAAGAUCUUGCAAAUGAGAUUGAUAAAAUACUGGACAAAGACACCACACGAGUUACGGGCUAUGCUGCAGCUCAAUUCCAGCGGUGCUUCGCAAUCAAGGCAGAUGUGAACGGCCUGUUGGACGUAGCGAGGUACACAUAUUCGGAGCUGGUCGCAGAAUUUCAGAUGAAAGUGAUGGAUCUUGCCGAGCAAUAUGAAUUACCCCUCAAAAGCCACAAUACAAGCUCCAAAGGAUUCCACAUCACACUGAAAAUUUCAGGUCGGCCUGAUUUCAGCAUCAAGAACUUGCCUGAUGUCUUUAUACAAGCUCAAAGGACAAAGAACGUUGUUACAAUGACUACUGCAGAAUUGAUUUUCCAGAACGAACGUAUAAAGCAAGCUCUUCAGGAGGUUCAGCUUAUGAGCAAUGCAGUGUUGCAGACAUUACUUCAAAAGAUAAGAGAGAACACUGGCUGCUUGUACAACAUUUGCGAUAGCAUAGCUGAACUUGACAUGAUCGUAUCACUGUCUCGGGUGAGCUCUACCAACGGAUAUGUUCGACCUAAUUUUGGAUCCAAAUUGGUCUUGAAAUCAGCACGACAUCCCAUUUUAGACUUCACCAACUCAUCUGUUCCCGUUGGAAACGAUGUUAUUGCUACGGAUUUGAAGAAUUAUCAUCUUAUCACUGGACCGAACAUGGGAGGCAAAAGCGCCUACAUAAAGCAGAUCGCUCUGAUUCAAAUUAUGGCUCAGAUUGGAUGCUACGUUCCUGCUGAACAGGCUGAAGUGAAGCUCAUCGACAAUUUAUUCUCUCGAAUCAGUUUUGAUGAUAGUAUUGAAUGUAAUGUCUCUCAUUUUACGUUGGAGCUCAAAGAAAUGGUUCACAUUUUGCACUCAGCAACCAAGAACAGUUUAGUGAUCAUUGAUGAAUUCUGCCGGGGAACAGCCACUGAUGAGGGGACAGCCAUCGCCUGGGCCACGAGCGAGGUGUUCAUCCAUUCAACAGUUCACACUUUCAUUGCAACUCACUUCCACUUUCUGAGUAGAUUGCAGUACUUGUAUCCUCAAGUCUCAUGCUGGUAUUUUGAUGCUGAGAUUAUCGCACUUGAAGAUGGAACCAAACCUCGGCUUCAUUUCACACACAAGCUACUACAAGGAGUUGUUAGCAUUGAAAAUUAUGGACUUAAAUUAGCAGAGAGCACAGCUUUACCUGAGCGCAUAAAAGAGGCUGCCAAUGUGCUGGCUAAGAACCUUGCUAAAACCAAAAAGAAGUUCCUGAACACCGCUUUAAGAGGACAAGUUAAAGAGGAAAUUGAAAUUGAUGAACUAUGUAUCAAUUUGAUAAACAUGGUCGACAACGAUCAGCUGACACUGGAGAAACUUAAUGCCAAAAUUACUACAUGUGAUUCAACAUACAACAGAACUUCCCAGACACUCUGCUCUGAGAGAGAGGAAGAUCACUUGACGCAAAAUAACGAAAACUCACAAAUCAUUGCUCCUGGCACCAUUGAGACACCUUAUACAGACAACGAAGAGGUCACUUUCAGAAUUGAAAAUUUGGGGAGUGAUGAAGAUUUGAUUAGUCCACAGACUACUCAAGAAAGUACAGUUUUGCCAACAGCAAAUAAAAACAGCGUUGUCAUUAAGUGCAAAAGCCAAGCAUUAGCAAAUUUGCAACAGUACAAUUCAUUCGACUCGGACGUGUCUAACGCAGAUUCUGAGAGAUCAGCUGAAUCAAACACAAUAAAUUACCACAGAGAUAUAGCAUAUGGUAAAUUCGCAAACAACGACAAUCAUAAAAGUUCAGAAAAAGAGAGUCCCAUAACAAAAAACGAUACAACCUUUACAAAGAACUCUUCUUUUGCCAAUUAUGAAACACCGAACUUCACUGAUCACAGUUCAACAUUGAUUAAUAUUUCUUGUCAGAGUUCUGAGAGUUCGUGUCAAUCUAUUAAAACAGGUGAAGAGUUCCAUGAUGUAAGAGAACUCGAAGCCCCUCAAGAUGCCGAAGAACAAGAAAUGGACGCACAAGGUUCAUUCUGGGAAUGCAUCAAAACAGUGAACGACAAGGUAAGGUAUCAAAGUGUACACAUGCGUUCACCGGUUAAACGCUUCAAGACUACAAACGCUGACUCUUGGUAUGGAAAGACUGCUCAGAACGAUACUUUGCCUUCGGUUUCUGUCAUAUCUGGAGAGGAACUCGCCGAUUUAGAAGAUGUAACUCCCUAUGCUAGUAAUAUUGGAGGAAACUCACACUGCGCAGUCAAAAAUUUAGACUCAAUGCUUACAGAGGAUUCUAUGAUCACAGAGGCCUCUAUGUUUACAGAAGAAUCUAUGUUUACAGAGGACUCAAUGUGCGCAGAGUCGGAGUUGAGUCAUAAUUCAGACUGUUCCACAAACUCCCAUAACAUUCGAUUAUUGAAAGAGACAGAUCAGAAAGAUGACGGAUUCUCUCUAUGGAGACAGACUGACAAUGAAACAAUAUGUUCAGAUCUUGACAUGUACCAGAUUUUGUCACAAGAAAGAAGCAGUCAAAAGUCAAGUCUCCAUCCAAAGUUGCAUGAAGUCUCUCUGACCUCACAAUGUUCUUCAAAACCAGGAUCCCCUUAUUACAACGGCGAAGAUGAAAAUACUUGUGAUAAUGAUAAUUCAAGAUUGUAAUAGAGGCAGAUAAAAUCUCUCGACGGCCUUCCCCAUGC